Messenger RNA from Boeremia exigua, 1446 nucleotides. Its product is annotated as DNA primase small subunit. The record is from RefSeq and is a predicted model, not a curated record. Gene Ontology annotation, biological process: DNA replication, synthesis of primer. The transcript has 2 exons. Bases 1 to 1446 code for a protein of 481 amino acids. Gene Ontology annotation, cellular component: alpha DNA polymerase:primase complex. NCBI's taxonomy places the organism in Eukaryota, Fungi, Ascomycota, Dothideomycetes, Pleosporales, Didymellaceae.
AUGUCGCAAGCCGAUGAUAUCAAGCCAGAGCCAGAAACACAGGAUGCCGCAAUGGAGGAUGCGCCGAGUCCACCAGCGACGGCAGAGAAGUCGAAAGUCAAUCUGGAGGAGCUAUUCGACGAUGAUUCAGACGGGGAGUUUGCAUCGAGUGUGCCAGUCAGGUCUGAAGAGGACGCAUCUCAGUCAGCGCCGAUCAAGAUCACAAGCCGAUCAUCUUUUUCCGACCCCGAGAUAAUGCGCGUCUUCUACCAACGUCUCUUUCCUUUUCGUUACCUCUUCCAAUGGCUGAACCACAGCCCGACCCCCGCGAACGACUUUGCCCAUCGAGAGUUCGCAUUCACACUUCCCAACGAGGCGUACCUACGAUACCAAUCCUUCCCCACCGCUGAUAUGCUUCGCAAACAAUGCAUACAGAUGCUGCCUACCCGGUUCGAAAUUGGACCCAUGUACAGUACAAAUCCACGAGAUCGCAAGACACUCCGUAAGGCUAGUGCGUUCCGGCCACUCAUGAAAGAGUUGGUAUUCGAUAUCGAUAUGACAGAUUACGAUGAUAUCCGUACGUGUUGUACUGGUGCAUCUAUCUGCCACAGGUGCUGGGCUUUCAUCACGAUGGCUAUCAAAGUUGUGGAUGUUGCGCUGCGAGAAGACUUCGGCUUCUCCCACAUCCUGUGGGUCUACUCCGGACGUCGCGGUGCUCACGCCUGGGUCUGUGACAAGCGUGCACGUCUCAUGGAUGACCAAAAGCGUCGCGCAAUAGCUGGAUAUCUUGAACUUCUGAAGGGGGGCGACCAAGGCGGAAAGAAGGUCAACGUCCGACGUCCCUUGCAUCCACAUCUUGAGCGUAGUCUUAACAUCUUGAAAGAGCAUUUCCAGACAUCCAUCCUAGCAGAGCAAGAUCCCUGGGCCUCGUCCGACAAAUCAGCACAUCUCCUUAAUCUUCUCCCUGAUCCCACAUUGCGCGCUGCGCUACAAAAGAAGUGGGACUCCGCACCUAAUCGCGCUAGUGCGAGCAAAUGGGCAGACAUAGACACAUUAGCCAAGUCUGGCGCACUGUCGAAAACCAGCAAAGAGCUGCUUGAGGCAAAACAAGACAUCGUACUUGAAUACACGUACCCGCGUCUCGAUGCCGAAGUCUCCAAGAAGCUGAACCAUUUGCUCAAAAGUCCAUUCGUUAUUCAUCCUGGUACAGGACGUGUUUGUGUGCCUAUCGACACAAGGACGGUCGAAGAUUUUGAUCCCCUGAGUGUCCCGACAGUCACACAACUCCUGCAAGAGAUCGACGAGUGGGACGGCGAAGAAGGUGAGAAGAAGCUUCAGGAUUGGGAGAAGACAAGUCUGAAGCCAUACAUUGACUACUUCCGCAAAUUUGUUGCCGGUUUGAUGGAGGAGGAGAAGCCAGCUCUCAAACGUGAGAGACAAGAGGAGACCAAUGCCAUGGAGUUCUGA